UUUAUUUUUGGAAUUUUUUAAAUUAUUUUUUAUUUUUACGUUCGUCUCGUUAAAUAAAAUUUAGAAGUCUAGAACUUUUUGAUUUUAUUUUUAUUUUUAUUUUUAUAAAAGUUAAACUAAUGAUGAAAAUAAGCCAAUAAAAAAGCAAACGUUCAAUGCAUGUACUCACAAACACUAAAAUGUUAUAUGUGCUUGUUUGGUAAUUUUGUUAUUUUAGUGGUUUUUUAGAUAUUUUAUGAGAUGGAAGAAGUUGUGUAUUUGGAGUGAUUCUAUUUACACACCACUAUGUCUCUCAAUUCACACCAUUUCUCCAAUUUUUUUUUUAUUACAUUUUUAUCAUUCAAUCAAAUUAUCAACACACCCUUCGCUUUCUCUCUCUCCCCGUCCCUCUCAACUCAGCCCUAACCUUUGCCACUGUCGGCCACCGGUAGCCGCCUCCUUCCAUUCCGAUCAUCACCACCUUCAUAACAUUCCUCUCCUUCUGCCAGUGCCAUCUCAUCGCCCUUCUCUAGCCCUCGCCGCUGCAGCUGCUACUAACCCCUUUCCUAGUCCAGUUUACUCUUCCCAAUCCGAUCGAUCCUCCCCAGCUCUGUCGUCCCCUCUCUGUCGUCUUCCGCUCUUCUCCAUUCUCUACAACUAGCCCCGUCCCCCUCAUUCCCAACCCUAAUAUCUCUCGCAGCCCAUUCUACAGUCCCAUUUCUUCUUCUUCUUCUUCUUCUUCUUCUUCUUCUUCUUCAAACCCUAGAUCUAGUAAUCCAAACCUUUUUUCUUCUUCUUGCUCAAACCCUAGAUCUAGAAACCCAAACCCUAGCUGGAUGAGGGAUGGAUCGCAACGGGGGGCUAUCGAAAGGAGUUGUUGGCAGUGGGGGCUGCGGUGUUGUCAUUAGGAAUGAAAGACUGGGGAGGUUGCCAAUGAUGAUGGUAGCAAAGGCUGAUGGUCAAUGUGAUUGAGAGAGAUAAAGAAAUCACAAGUGAAAGGGAGCUACAGCUGCAGCGGCGGUGGUAGCGCAAGAAGACAACGAUGAGGGACUGACCAAAAGGGGCUGAGAUGAAAGGAAGAGAGGUUGGAGAGAAGGAAAUAGUGGUGGAACGGGAAGAGAGGCUAGGGAGGGACGGCGACCGUGGGAGGUUGAGAGCGGCUAAGAAAGGAACGGCGUCGGUGGGAGGCGAUGGUUGCCAGCGAUGGUUAGGGUUGGGAUUUGUUGGAGAAGAUAAGGGUAGUUUAGUAUUAUCUAAAAAUUAUUAAUGUGUAUUGAGACAAAAUUGAAAGUUUUAAUUUGUAGAUGGUGUGAAUUGAGUAAAUGGUGUGUACUAAGACAAGUAAUGGUGUGUAAAUAGAAUUACUUGUGUAUUUGAGAUGAUUUACGAUUUUUUUUUUUUUGGGCAAACUUCACUUUACCCCCUGUGAUUUGGGUCGGGUAUGGAUUACUCCCAUGACAUUUGGAAAUCACCACAUAACCCUCAUGUAGUUUGUGGACUAAAACACACUGUUAGCUUUUCUGUCUAAGAUAGCAAAAUGUGAAAGUCACACGAUUCUAUAGAGAGUGAGUCAGUUUUUAUGAUGAAAAUACCCUUUCUACCUUUUCAUAUUUACAAAGGAUGCCAUUCUUUUCCUACUUAUAAUUUUCAACCAUUAGCAACUGGUUAUACAAACAUGGUUAUACAAACAUAUAUACAUUCAUAGAAUGUGGACUUCAGCUUCCCUUAGAUAUUCUCUUCAGAAAAAUCCUUCAUUACUAUAAACUCAACCCGAUGCAGCUAGCUAUCAAUUCCUACAAGGUUAUUAAUGGUAUGAUUGCUAUAGCUCACCGAGAAAAUGUUAGAAUAACAUUGGGCGACAUUCAGUAUUGUUAUACCAUGUGUGCCCCAAAGUCUGAAAAAUGUUUCAUUUACUACCUGAAACCCAGAUCCACUGCAUACAAAAUCAUAGCCGACCUCCCAGACUCCAACAAUGGUGCUGGAGAUGAUUACCUCAUCAUCUUGGGCAACUGGGAGUUUACUCUUGAUGAUGAUCUUCAUCCCUUCCCUCUGUGCCAAUCGGUGUUUAAAGAGGGUGAUGCUCUUCCCUAGUCGACAAAGGACUUCCGACAAACCUUUUUCCCUAGCAAGGACUUGAAAAAGCUGCUCGGCUUGCCCAUCGACAAGCGCAAAGCCCCUUUGCUACUCAAUUACAUCCCAACGUACAAGUCGGCUUUGCCCAACGUCCCUCGGAGAAGUCUAACUCCACCGUCUACCUCAACCCCUCCAGUUACUUCCUUACCAAGAACUGAUCAGGCUUCCUUUUCUGAUCCAGUUGAGUUGUCAUCGACAUCUACCUCCCAACUUAUCCCGAUAUCACUACGUCGACGUCGACGCAGAGCUCUACCAAACAUCUUUGCCGGCAGAACCUGAAGUCGCAGACGACGAGAUUCUGAAGAAUCAGCAUUUGACCUAGCAAACCCACCAAUUGCUCUACUGGCAAUUCAUUUUGGCACUAAAAUCAUCGUUGCUGCAACCGCCGAGGAAAUGGGCUGUAACAAAGUUAUUGUAGAGGACCUCUUGGCCGACCUUCCAAGAGUGGUGACAGUCCAAUCUUCUCCAUCAGAAUCUCAACCCAAACAAAAACCAAAAAGGGUAAAAAGGUCCAAGGCAAAGGCCCCUAUUACCCAAGUUGAUACUGAUGAUACAGUGCUAAUCUCAAAAUUGGCCGAGGUUGAAAAGAGUGCCUCUAACGCUGAGAAGAGGCCUAUUGAGGACGAGCCGACCAACACCUCAUAGAUGAAGAAGUAUAAGUCCCAGGCGGCCGCAAGCCUAAGUGCCUUUAAAGCUGAUGAUCCUUGGGCUCCUGCCAUCAUGAUUGGUGAUAAUCCAAUGAAGGCUGGAGAUAGUGCCAUCGAUAGCAUCAAGGUUGGCGUCGCUUUCUUCAUAGCCAUGCUCUUUCCAACUGAUCUCAAUCAUAUGGCUGAGAUCAAUGAAUAUGAAAAUUUUACCCUGAUGAUGCAGCAUUCCGUCUUGGCUAUCCAGCAUGUCCAUUCUUUUGCGACGAAAGCUGAGGCAUUCAAAGAAGAGUUGGUCCACAAGACCAAAGAAGUUGCUGGCUUCCUCACCUCUCUCAAUAACGUCGAGGCAAAAAUGAAGUUGCUGCUAGAUCAAGCCAAGGUUGCCAAACAGGCUCAAGAUCAAACCGAGGAGAAAGUGGAGGCCGUUGAAGCGGUGGCCGAUGUUUUUAGGGCCGAGGCAAAAGAGUUUGAGGCUAAAAUUUCCAAAGUCGAGGCAAACUUGGCGACCAAGGCACCCAAAAUCAAGGCAGCUGAUGAAAAGGCCUACGCCAAAGGCCAAGCCGACAUGCGUGAUGCUUACAAGGAACAAGUAAACCAAGACUGCAAUUGAGGUUAUUAUCUCGGCUGGAUGACUGCUCUAAACAAGCUUUCCAUCCCACUGAAUUCCAACCUUCGAGACAUCAACAAACUUCAAGUGCCCUUCCCUCCACCUCCUAAAGGAUCUGGUGGCGAGGACGAUGAAGAGGAGGCUGAGUCGGACUAUGUUGAAGAAGAAGAAGAUGCUACUAAGGGGGCCAAGUCCCCAACAUUAAAUGAUCAAGUCCUAGAUUUGACUCAUGAUGAAGAGGAAGACUUGGCUUCUAAGGGAGCCUCUCCAAAACAAACCAUUUUUGAGGCUGAGGUCCAGGCAGCUGAGAAGAGCUUGGACCAGACUUGCUGAAAUCGAUGCUGAGAUAGCGGCGGAGAAAGAAGUUGCAUUGCCAACCAAGGCCGACACACCGCUAACAGUCGAGGUUGAGCGAUCUGAGACCAGUGCCCAUAAUUCCAACACUUAGGAAUUUUUAAUUUUUACCUUUGAAUAGUUUGUAAUUUUUGGACAAGUAAUCUCUUUCGCCAGGCCGAAGUGCCUUUGUUUUUGAACAAGUUCAUCUUGAAUGCAUGCUUGCCUUCUCCCUUC
This is a messenger RNA of Camellia sinensis, 3936 nucleotides long. The record is from RefSeq and is a predicted model, not a curated record. NCBI's taxonomy places the organism in Eukaryota, Viridiplantae, Streptophyta, Magnoliopsida, Ericales, Theaceae.